Nothoprocta perdicaria is the source of this 1082-nucleotide messenger RNA. It is a transcript of the gene ARL1, whose product is annotated as ADP ribosylation factor like GTPase 1. Gene Ontology annotation, biological process: vesicle-mediated transport; intracellular protein transport. The transcript has 6 exons. The record is from RefSeq and is a predicted model, not a curated record. Gene Ontology annotation, cellular component: Golgi apparatus; cytoplasm. Gene Ontology annotation, molecular function: GTPase activity; GTP binding. Bases 245 to 739 code for a protein of 164 amino acids. Lineage: Eukaryota; Metazoa; Chordata; Aves; Tinamiformes; Tinamidae.
UCCAUGUCAGCCCAGAUUCUCUGCUUGUGCCUUUAAUAGAUCAGACUGGUGCCUGGCCACGGGUGCUGUUAUGUAGACAAGAUGUUGAGGGAAAACAGUUYUGAGCAAAGGCAGCCAAAGUCAGUGCCCAGGCGUCCCCACAGCGUUCACAUUCGUCGUGAUUUAGUGCAACUGCAGGUUUUAGUUGACUGCAACAAGGGGCUUUUUUUCCACCAUCUUUUCCAGUCUGUUUGGAACUCGAGAGAUGAGGAUUCUCAUCCUGGGGUUGGAUGGCGCAGGAAAAACAACCAUUCUGUACAGACUGCAAGUGGGGGAAGUUGUCACCACCAUUCCGACAAUCGGCUUCAAUGUUGAGACAGUGACRUACAAGAAUCUGAAGUUUCAAGUUUGGGACUUGGGAGGACAGACAAGUAUAAGGCCUUACUGGCGGUGCUACUAUUCAAACACRGACGCCGUCAUCUACGUGGUGGACAGCUGUGAUCGGGACAGAAUUGGCAUUUCCAAAUCUGAACUCGUUGCAAUGUUGGAGGAGGAAGAGCUGAAGAAGGCCAUUCUGGUGGUGUUCGCCAACAAGCAGGACAUGGAGCAGGCCAUGACGCCCACGGAGAUGGCCAACGCGCUGGGCUUGCCCGCGCUGAAGGACCGCAAGUGGCAGAUAUUCAAAACCUCCGCCACGAAAGGCACCGGCCUCGACGAGGCCAUGGAGUGGUUGGUGGAGACCUUGAAGAGCAGGCAGUAACAGAGAGCUGAUGGGAGCAGAGAAGCUUUGGCCGGUCCCAGCCUCCCUCGUCCUGCAGUCAAGUAUUUCUGGGUCAGACAUACUUGUAAAUAGACCCGAUUGAAGCCGACUCCCGUCAGCCGGGGGAUCUUUCUUCCGUUGUAAAAUGGAACCAAGUGAAGGUCUGUGUACAUGAAGAUACUCCAUUUCUUUCUUUGUGUUGUUAAGUAUGUUCRUAUGUUAAUUUGUAGCAAAGUCUUAGUGGGUGGGAAAGAUUUUUUUUUUYCUUCUCCCCCCCCUCCUGGUGAUUUURUGUGGCUACUUAUUCAUGUAAUUAAAACACUAAUAAAAUUUGGAACUGUCA